Angiostrongylus costaricensis is the source of this 1482-nucleotide messenger RNA. NCBI's taxonomy places the organism in Eukaryota, Metazoa, Nematoda, Chromadorea, Rhabditida, Metastrongylidae. The record is from the annotation of a GenBank genome assembly.
AUGAGCGAAUCGUUGCCGGACAGUGUGGAUGUGGUGGUGUUAGGCACUGGCUUAACGGAAUCCAUAGUCGCAGCGGCAUGUUCCCGCACCGGUCUCAGUGUGUUGCAUCUGGACAGGAACAAAUUCUACGGUGGUAACUGGGCUUCGUUCAACCUGGCAACGAUUACUGACUGGGUUGAGGAACAGCAGAAAAAUCCAGCAGAUGAGGUCGACGUUUCGAAAUAUCAUAACAAACUUGAAGACGGUGAAUCCUUGAUGGCGCUAGGCACUCGUAAAACUGUGCGCAAUGUAGAACAACAGUGGCUUCCGGCUAGCGAAUCGUUAAUGACAACAGAUAAAGGUGACAACGCUGAACAGAAGACGAUUCGCGAAGUUAUGGAAACCGAAUGGAGACGUUUCAGUAUUGAUCUAGUGCCGAAGGUUCUCUUAGCCCGUGGUUCUAUGGUGCAAACCCUUUGUGAUUCUGAGGUAGCCAAGUAUGCAGAAUUCAAAUGCGUGGAUCGAUUUCUAUGCCUUCGUGACGAAAACGAACCGAAAUUGUCCUAUAGUCGUGUUCCGUGCAAUAAAGGCGACAUAUUCCAAGAUGAUACUCUUAGCAUGGUCGAUAAACGACGAUUAAUGAAAUUUAUGACAUUUUGUCUCGAGUGGAAUACCAAGGCGGAAGAAAUGGAGGGGUGGAAAGAAUACCAAGACUACCCAUUUGAGAAGCUCCUGGAGUCUCAGGAGAUAACGGGAGAACUUCGUAACUACAUCGCAGAUGCUAUUGGAAUACUGCAUCCAAACGCCACCACUCAGGAUGGUCUAACGGCCGUUUGUCGUUUUAUGGACUCAGUGGGACGUUUUGGCCCAUCACCUUUUCUCACUUCUUUGUAUGGAAGUGGAGAAAUUCCCCAAUGCUUCUGCAGAUUAUGCGCAGUUUUCGGGGGACUGUACUGUCUCGGGCGGCCGGUAGAGGCACUAAUUCAGAAGAAUGGCAGGGUCGUUGGGGUGAUUGCGGAUGGCCAUCGAAUUAACUGUGCUCACUUGGUCAUGUCAUCGGAAUACGUACCGUCUACUGUGCCAUCGCAAGGUGAAGCAAAAUGGGUCGAUAGAGCUGUAUAUAUCACGAACAAAUCAAUAUGGACAGAUGAAAAAGAACAUGUCACUUUAUUAAAUUUGUUCCAACUGGACCCUCCAUCGGCUUUACGCCUCAUCGAAGAAGGAUUUGAAGUAUGCACAGCUCCAAAAGGAUUCUACCGUCCAUCUCCUUGUUGGAGCCUUCGUUUCGAAGUUCUCACUACUGCAUCUCUUGAAUUGCCGAUGGAGAACGCCUUUUGCGUAUCAGGACCCGAUCAUGCAUUAGACUACUCGAGUUCAAUUGACGAGGCACAGCGAGUGUUUUCGAUGUUCUGGCCAGAUCGCGACUUUUUGCCUCGCUCAUUGCCGAGACCCGAAGAAGAGGAGGAGGUGAUUGAAGAAAAAGCAGUUGGACAAGUCGCUUAA